Messenger RNA from Capsicum annuum, 816 nucleotides. Its product is annotated as G-type lectin S-receptor-like serine/threonine-protein kinase At1g11330. Gene Ontology annotation, molecular function: protein serine/threonine kinase activity; protein tyrosine kinase activity; ATP binding. The record is from RefSeq and is a predicted model, not a curated record. The transcript is spliced from 3 exons. Gene Ontology annotation, biological process: protein phosphorylation. Bases 95 to 697 code for a protein of 200 amino acids. Lineage: Eukaryota; Viridiplantae; Streptophyta; Magnoliopsida; Solanales; Solanaceae.
UCCUGCAAGAAAGGAGCUACUGGAUUGGCAGAAACGUUGUGAAAUUAUUGAAGGAAUUGCUCAAGGAUUACUCUAUCUUCACAGAUACUCAAGAAUGAGAGUGAUACAUAGAGAUCUUAAAGCUAGUAAUGUGCUCUUGGAUGAAAACAUGAAUCCUAAGAUAGCUGAUUUUGGUUUGGCAAGAAUUUUCAAACAGAAUGAAACGGAGGCAGUGACUAGCAGGGUUGUUGGAACAUAUGGUUACAUGGCUCCCGAGUUCGCCAUGGAAGGAGCUUUCUCGAUCAAGUCUGAUGUAUUCAGUUUUGGAGUCUUAAUGCUGGAAAUUGUGAGUGGUAGGAGAAAUACUAGCUUACAGCAAGACGGUCGUUCAUUGAACUUAAUAGGUUAUGCAUGGGAACUAUGGAAAGAAGGGUGUGCACUGGAAUUGAAGGAUCCAUCUCUCGGAGAUCUUUGCAACACUCAACAAUUAUUACGAGUUGUUCAUGUCGGACUAUUAUGUGUACAAGAAGGCUCAACAGAUAGACCAACAAUGUCUGAUGUUAUCUCAAUGCUUGGUAAUGAAAGUAUGCCACUGCCAAUUGCAAAACAACCUGCAUUUUUCACUGGAAGAGAUGAAGCUGGAUCCUAUUCAUCCACAAUCAAAACAGAACGAUUUUCGGUUAAUGAUUGUUCUAUCUCUGUCGUUGAAGCAAGAUGAGACUAGAGAUAUUGUUUUGCUGUAAUAGGAUUGCAAUAGAUCACCAUAUUUUCAUUACCUCCAUUUGACUUUUGGGCUCUUUUUUCUCAAGUCUAAAAGCUAAUUUUUCCUGCGACAAA